Messenger RNA from Orcinus orca (killer whale), 1682 nucleotides. Its product is annotated as olfactory receptor 10A2. Gene Ontology annotation, molecular function: G protein-coupled receptor activity; olfactory receptor activity. Gene Ontology annotation, cellular component: membrane. The coding region runs from base 63 to 1013 and encodes 316 amino acids. The record is from RefSeq and is a predicted model, not a curated record. Gene Ontology annotation, biological process: G protein-coupled receptor signaling pathway. NCBI's taxonomy places the organism in Eukaryota, Metazoa, Chordata, Mammalia, Artiodactyla, Delphinidae. The transcript has a single exon.
UCUGACUCUUCCAAUCGAGAAUCUCUCUCUAUGACCACAGCUCGGAAUUCAUUCCUAUAUCAAUGGCUGAAGGAAACUGGACAAGAGUUAGUGAGUUUAUCCUCAUGAGUUUCUCUUCCCUACCUAGUGAAAUACAGUCAUUACUCUUCCUGAUAUUUUUAAUCAUCUACCUGGUCACCCUGCUGGGAAACAGCCUCAUCAUUCUGGUUGCCUUGGCUGACCCCAUGCUGCACAGCCCUACGUACUUCUUCCUCAGGAACUUGUCUUUCAUAGAGAUUGGCUUCAACCUAGUCAUUGUGCCCAAGAUGCUGGGGACCCUGAUUGCCCAGGACACAACCAUCUCCUUUCUUGGCUGUGCCACUCAGAUGUAUUUCUUCUUCUUCUUUGGGGUUUUUGAAUGUUUCCUCCUGGCCACAAUGGCAUAUGACCGCUAUGUAGCCAUCUGCAAUCCCUUGCACUACCCAGUCAUCAUGAACCCUAAGACAUGGGCAAAACUGGCUGUUGCCUCCUGGUUUCCAGGCAUUCCCAUGGCUACUGUGCAGACCACAUGGCUCUUCAGCUUUCCAUUCUGUGGCACCAAGGUGAAUCACUUCUUCUGUGACAGCCCACCUGUGCUGAGGCUGGUCUGUGCAGACACGGCACUGUUUGAGAUCUAUGCCAUUGUUGGAACCAUUCUGGUCGUCAUGAUACCCUGCUUGCUGAUCCUAUGUUCCUACACUUGCAUCAUUGCUGCCAUCCUCAAGAUUCCAUCAGCUAAAGGGAAGCACAAAGCCUUCUCUACCUGCUCCUCCCACCUCCUUGUUGUCUCCCUUUUCUAUGUAUCUUUAAGCCUCAUCUAUUUCCACCCUAAGUCCAAUAAUUCUCCUGAGAGCAAGAAGGUGCUAUCACUGUCCUAUACUGUUAUGACUCCCAUUUUGAACCCCAUAAUUUACAGCCUGAGAAAUAAUGAGGUGAAGAAUGCCCUUGUCCAGACCUUCUACAAGGCCCAAGGCCUUAGAGACUGCAUCCCAUAGACAUUAAGAAAAAGACUAAAGUCUUUCGAAUAGGGAACAAUCAGUUUGAUAUUUAGAAUUCCUCUGCCUCUGCCUAUCUCCAUUGUGAUGAAACCCAGCUGCUGAAAUGACUAUUGGAAAGCUCAGUGAAAACAGCACAGAGGUAGUUUAGACCUGUCACCACCACCUGGAAACCUCCUCUGCCUGCCCAUUAUGGACUUACAUUCUUUUUCUUAUCAUCAUUUUAACUUCUGUGGCCAAGUAAUUCCAGAUAUUCACAUUCCUGUGUGCACACUGUGAACAGUAUGAAACUGCUUAUAAUCCUAACAUGGGAGCACACAGAAUAAAAGAGGGCACAACCCAUCAAAAAUCACCUUGUGACUUUGUCUUCCUUUGGGCAAAUCUGACUGCAUUCAUCAGAUAGGAAACCCUAUGAGUCCUCCCAAUGCAUAACUCUCCUCACUGCCUUAUUUUAGUUCUCAUGUCCUUGAGGGAGUGUUAGUUCUUUCAAGCUCACUCAUAUGUAUUGUAUGGAUAUAGGACAGUGGGUCAAUAAUUCCCAUAUCUAUACCUUUGUAAAUCCAACAAUGAUUUAUUCCUCAUUCUAUUUAUCCCAGGAAGAAUGACCUGAGCUUCCACAGACUCUCUCUCUAGAUUUGGGGUUUCAGUGGUUAUUUGUUUAAUGAUCAU